UUGUUUUAGAAGUGUGCCAAUUAAACGUCUGUUAUCAAAAUGUCGCGUGCAAGUAAUUUAGAGACUAAACAGUUUAACUGUUAAUCUAAAACAAUAAAAAAAUUUCAAACAUUUGUAAUACAGUAAAGCAUUCCAUUAAAAUAUAAUUGAAACUGCAUAAAAAACGUGUGUGCGUGUGUUUGUGUGUGUUUCGGGCAGUGCAAUAGGAAUCUGGAAGUAGGAAGCUGGAAGUAUUGGACUGGAAAGCUCUUUGUAAACUGUAUCACAUUCCAGUAAGAUAGUAGCUCGCGCAACUCUCUCGCUCGCUCACACGCUCACGCUCUCUCCUUGUCGAUUGCAUCUGUUCGAGUUGUGAUAACGGUUAAGCGCCUAAUGGCAAGUUCGCUAAACAAGACGAGACACAGGCGCAGAUUGGCUGCGAUCUCGUUUCUAUCGAAUAUCUCAUUAGAUGGCACACAUCGGGACACAAAAUUUGGCGCAACAUUUGGCAGCAGCAUCUGCACGCAGCAGCAGCAGCAGAAGCAUUAUAACAACAACAACAACCACAGCAGCAGCAGCAGCAGCAAAGGCAACGCAACGGCAGCGUUGGGACUCGGCGCCGGCGGUUAUCAUCAGCAUUAUCAACGAAAUCAUCAGCAGCGCAGUAGCCAAGCGCAGCAGCAGCAGCAGCAACACCACCACCACCAUCACCAACAACAACAACAUCAGCAAAAUGGUAAAUGCGGUGGCAGCGCAUCAGCAGCGCUGCUUCUCUGUAGCGCCGAUGUGCACAUGGGCAGCGGCAGCGACGCCAGCGUCGGGCUGUGCGGUCUGGAUGACUGCACUGCCGCAGGAGUUGGCGGUGGCAGCGAUGGUGAUGGUUUUAGUGAAACUGAAAAUAUGGGUCAAUACCUGAUGAAUGUGAGCGAUCCGCCCAUCCAGGCUGAGAGACGCAACAUAAAGCGGCCCACCUCCUGUGGCCGCCAGCAGCAGCAGCAGCAAACACCUAAAUCGGGCAGCAUUCGGCAGCAGCAACGUGGCGGCAGCGGCGGUUCUGGUGCUGAAAGCGGCAGCGAUUCGGACAGCGUCAAGAUACCGUUAAAGGUCUCCAAUUUGGGCAGUGGCUUGAAGCUCUUGCCGCUAAGAGAACGCACCUUCAGCAAUGGAGCUAGCGAACAGAGCUUGCAGCCGGAGAGACGUGCUCGCCUUAAUACUGCGCCUGGUAUGCGAGGAGCAGCGGCCAGCAAUGCCGGACUCAUUGCAACUGGUGGUCUGAGACGCAACUAUAACAUUCGCAGUGGUUCGAGUGCCAGUCACAUAACGGAUGACAGCAGCACUGAGAGUUUGGCACCUGCCGCCGGCAAUUUUGCGGGCAGUUUUCGCAACAGUCUGGGCAAGUCCGUGCAGAUCACUGACGGACGCAGAGGUCCUGGAAUGGGGCUGGGACAACGUGACGAGCGCAUAGUGUUAGUAUCGCGCAAGGUUCCCUUUCUUAUCUUCUCAGCAUUGCCGUACUACAAGGGCAAGAACGGACGUGCCGAGAUACGCAAAGAGGAUCGUCGACGUCGCAAUACAUCCACUUCGCGUCCGUUGAGCUCCAUUAACGACGCUCCCUUUGAUCCCUUCGAUUUGCUUGGCAUACAGAAAGCUGAAAGUGGUCAGGAUAUUUCAUAUGGUCAUUUGCUAAUACCUUCGCGUCAGUAUGAGAAGGAGCGUAAGAAACAUGGCAAUGCAUCGACCAAUCCCUCAAUAUUUGAGAACCAAAUGGAGAUAACGAGCACAGCGGCUCUUAGAAAUCAUGGCAUAGCGAGCACAAAAACCAUAACCAAACAUCAAGGCAAAUGGUGCUUCACCUAUGAGAACAACAAUCGCAAUAAUACAACAGCAAGUCCAACGCCCGAGCUGAAGCUCGAUAUGGAUAUCGAGAGCAUUAUACUAAGUGGAACAGAGGCGGGUCGUGGUUUGCCUUAUCAACAGUAUUCGGCCAGCAUCCUAGACGAUCCAGAGUUAAUAGCGGGCAAGCAUCGUACGCUGUUAACCUUCACCUCGUACAUGACCUCCGUCAUAGAUUAUGUGCGUCCGUCGGAUCUGAAGAAGGAGCUGAACGAUAAGUUCCGUGAAAAGUUUCCAAGCAUACAGCUGACCUUAAGCAAACUGAGAAGCAUCAAAAGGGAAAUGAGACGCAUUAACAAACUUGAUUCGCGCAUUGAUUUGGUCACCAUAUCGCAGGCAUAUGUCUACUUUGAGAAGCUAAUACUGGCCAAUCUGAUCAAUAAGAGCAACCGGAAGCUGUGUGCCGGCGCCUGCCUGCUGCUCAGCGCCAAGAUGAACGAUGUCAAGGGCGAUGCGCUGAAGAGUCUGAUUGAGAAGACGGAGAGUGUGUUUCGCCUGAAUCGCAAGGAGCUGAUAUCGUCGGAGUUUGCAGUGCUCGUGGCGCUCGAGUUUAGUUUGCAUGUGCCGAUGCAUGAGGUCUUGCCGCACUACCAGCGUUUGCUCUACGAAUCCUAGAGUUGGCCCACGCGCUGCGCCGAAGGAUAUCUGACGGCGGCAGCGCAGGCGGCGGUUGCCUUGGCAGCGGCUACCACGCGACAUCAUUUGCGACGCAAAGGCAGUCGCAAGUAGACAGACGAAGAUGCCGAUCAUGAUGUUGCAUACUUUUGGGGCAUGUUUUUGUACUUAUUCUAUUGCAUAUUUUUGGAGGCGGGAUUUUUAUACAUUACAUACGAGUAUAUGAGAAACAAUAAUUAUAUAAGUAUAUCAUCUAAGUUUUGCUACAAAUUAAGUUCACACAAUUGACAAAAAAUUAUAUGAAAGAAAAAGAAAAAAAAAAAUAAUACAAAAAAUAUAGAUAUACAUAUAUAUAUAGUAUAACCCCUCCCUAACGAGACCUCUCCGGUAGUAGGCGCUUAUAUAUGUAUGUAGCUGUUAAGUGUUUUUCUUUUAGCCAGUUAUUUUU
This is a messenger RNA of Drosophila hydei, 2935 nucleotides long. RefSeq names its product CDK5 and ABL1 enzyme substrate 1. Bases 373 to 2487 code for a protein of 704 amino acids. Gene Ontology annotation, biological process: regulation of cell cycle. The record is from RefSeq and is a predicted model, not a curated record. Lineage: Eukaryota; Metazoa; Arthropoda; Insecta; Diptera; Drosophilidae. The transcript has 8 exons.